CCGUCUGACAGCAGUGUAAGGUGUGCAUUGUGUUCAUGACUGCGGAAGGCGCUGAGGCUUUAGUAAGGCUGACGAGAUCUGGACGUUGCAUGGAAUGGAUACCCAGGACGGCUCCGUAGAAGCAGCCAGCGAUGCGCUGAUGACGGCGUCUCAAAGAAGGGCCGAGAUCAGGCGGAGGAAGCUGAUGAAUAACUCCGAGGAAAGGAUGAACAGGAUUAUGGGCAUCCACAAACCAGCUAAUAUCGAUGACCUCAGAACGGAAAGACUGAACAAACCAGAUUUGUCACCCAUGUCAUCUACCUUGACUAAGCGAGGAGUCCUGCUCUCUGGAGACAUUGUCUCAUCAGACCAUCUCUGUGACGGAGCAGAUGGAGCUGAAUCCUACUCUGGAGAAAUGACGGACCUCGGCAGGAAUUCUGAUUUCAGUAAUGACAGCAAUGGACUCCGAAAUCACAGGCCAGAUGUGACUGCAGACCCCAUGUCACAAGGCCUAAAUCAGUACUUGUCCAAAUUUGAUGAGGCCAUGAAACUGAGGAACCAACUGAAUAGUGAGAAGCCCAAUUCAGAAAAUGGGAAUGGCGUGGACGAGUUGGACUCUUUCCGUAUUUUUAGGCUCAUAGGAAGUGCCCUUCUUGCCGUGGCAGUCAGAAUGUUUGUGUGCAAGUUCUUGUCCAUUUUUGCGCCGUUCCUCACGUUACAACUUGCAUUCAUGGGAUUGGCAAAGUAUUUUCCGAAGGGAGAGAAGAAGACAAAGAAAACGGUGCUCACUGCAGCCCUGCUUCUGUCUGGCAUCCCCUCAGAGGUGAUCAGCCGCUCACUGGAGACCUACAGCAAGAUGGCCGAUGUUUUUACUGACCUCUGUGUCUACUUCUUUACCUUUAUUUCCUGUCAUGAAAUACUUUUAUUUUUUGGUUCCGAAGUGCCCUGAUAGCUACCCACAGUACACAUUUUGAAGCCUGUCUGUUACCAAAGCCCUAAUUUAUUUUGUUUGUGUAACUAGAUAUCGGCUGGUACAAUUUCAGUGAAAAUGCAGUUGUUCAUGAAAAACAUCUGCUAAGAUCACAAGGUCAAGUGGGUAUAAAUUCAUUCCAUCCCCAUUUGUUUCAAAGGGGUAAAUGAAUUCUAGACCCUGAAAUUGAAAAUACUAAUUUUGAUGUUUAAUUUCUUAGUAAAAUAGUUAAUAUUCCAUUUCCAUUAGAAGCAGAGUUUAGACGAUAUGUGGAGACCGCAUUUCUCCAUGUUUUCUUGGCCGUGGCUAGUUCUGUAAAUGGUAAAGCAUUUUGUGACCCACCAUGAUAUCACUGCGGUCGGUAGAAAGCUGCGCUCCGUAGUUUUGUGUGCUAUAUUGGGGUAGAGGACUGUAGCUCGAAUCAGCCAUUGUUUCUCCUAAAAAAAUAAAUAAAAACUGCAUUUCUCAGUGAAGGA
Messenger RNA from Spea bombifrons (plains spadefoot toad), 1425 nucleotides. RefSeq names its product calcium modulating ligand (gene CAMLG). The record is from RefSeq and is a predicted model, not a curated record. Gene Ontology annotation, cellular component: GET complex. Gene Ontology annotation, biological process: tail-anchored membrane protein insertion into ER membrane. Lineage: Eukaryota; Metazoa; Chordata; Amphibia; Anura; Pelobatidae. The transcript has 4 exons. The coding region runs from base 95 to 928 and encodes 277 amino acids.